AUGGAUUUCUUGUAUGAACAAAACGGAUUAUUAACUAUAGAUGUAGAUGAAUUAGGUGUACGUCCAUUGGAUUGGAUUGAUAUUGAUGAAACAAUAAAUGAUUUUAAUACAACAGAAAAAACAAUUGAUUUUACAGUUUAUUCAGCUGAAUUACAAUUUACAGAUGUUGGAAAAAAAUUAACAACUAAUGAAGAUGAUUCAUCAAUGUCAGAUGAUGAAAAUAGUUAUGAUAUAGAUCCUGAAACUGGUGAGAAAAUCUUUCGUGAAUCGACUUUAAUAUCAAACACAUCUUCACCACCUACAUCAAAUGAUCAAUGGAUCGAAGAAUUUUUAUCUAAGAUCGAAACAUCAUCUCAUCAAACUUUACCAAUCACAACAACAGACAAUAGUGAAUUAAUUCUUGAUAAUAUUCCGACUUCAUUUUUUGACACUAUUGACGAUCAAACUGAUUCAGAUUGGUUUUCAAAUUUAUUAGAUCUUAACGAAAAUAGUGAUAAUACAAUGUUUACUAAUCCAAAUCAAUUUAUUGAUAAUAAUGAGAAUACAUCAAAUGAAAUAACAACAACAUCAUCAUCAUUAUCAUCACCAAAUAUCAUUCCAUUAUCCAAUGAAAAUAUUACUACUAAUAAUGAAUCAACAUUAAUAAAUCCUUUAAGUAUUUUAGUCGAUGAUGAAUAUUCAAAUUAUAGUGAAAUAUCAUAUGAUGAUACAAAAUUAGAAAAAAUUGAAUCAGAUGACGAUUCAAUAUCACAUAUGAUACAAAAACGUACAAAUGCACGUUUAAAUAAUCAACGACAACAAGAUGAAGAUGCUUUACGUCAAUUUAAUAUUCCAUUGACUGUAAACGAUAUAACUCAAUCAAGUACAGAAGAAUAUAAUCGUCAUUUAGCAGGUUUAACAAAUUUAACUUCACAACAAAUGCAUAUUAUAAAAGAUAUUCGUCGUCGUGGAAAAAAUAAAAUUGCUGCACAAAAUUGUCGAAAACGAAAAGCAAUUGGUGUUGAAUUUUUAUCGGAAGAAGUUGAUGAACUUAAACGUGUCAAACAUGAAUUAGAAGAAAGAAAAAAAGCAAUUUUACAACAAAUUGCUGAUACACGUAGACAAUAUGAAUAUCUUCAUCAACAAGUUUUACCAGAUCGUCAAUUACCACCAGUAAUUAUUGUUAAAUAA
This is a messenger RNA of Rotaria sordida, 1170 nucleotides long. The record is from the annotation of a GenBank genome assembly. Lineage: Eukaryota; Metazoa; Rotifera; Eurotatoria; Philodinida; Philodinidae.